Molecule: messenger RNA, 2827 nt
Organism: [Torrubiella] hemipterigena
Lineage: Eukaryota; Fungi; Ascomycota; Sordariomycetes; Hypocreales; Clavicipitaceae
Source: the annotation of a GenBank genome assembly
UUGGUUUGGAGUCGGCCACUAUCCACACUACCAGCUGGCUCUCCUAAACUACCACCACACAGCGUGCCACCCACCCUCUCUCUACCCCUUGCGCUUCGUUGCAAUCCCGCCAGCUCCCCCGCCACAGCCUUUCCAACUUUCCAACUCCCGAUCCCCUCCAAUCGAUUCUGAAUUUGCCGCCUUUAUAUUUUCUGCCGCAACAAUGGCCGGACGCUUUGUUCGAGCGUCGAAGUACCGACACAUCUUUGGAAAACCCACGAGGAAGGACUCUUGCUACGAUAACCUGCACAUCAGUCGCAAUGCCUGGGACACAAACUUGAUCAAGGUUAACCCCGACUAUCUCUCUGUAAACUGGGAUUCUUCUGGUGGUGGUGCCUUUGCUGUUAUUCCCCUGGAGGAGCGAGGCAAGCUCCCUGACCAGAUUCCCCUGUUCCGAGGACACACUGCUGCUGUGCUAGAUACCGACUGGAACCCGUUCAACGACCGCAUUGUCGCCUCUGCUUCCGAAGAUGGCAAGGUUUUCGUCUGGGAGGUGCCCCAGGACUUUACUCUUUACACAGAUGCCGAAGAAAUCACCGACGUUGCGCCCGUUCUCAAACUUGGUGGCCAUUCCAGGAAGGUUGGACAGGUCCUUUUCAACCCCGCCGGCGACAACAUCUUGGCAUCCGCCUCGGGCGAUCUUACAAUUAAGCUGUGGGACAUUACUACCGGCCAGGCCCCUCUGACUCUGCGCCAUUCCGACAUUGUCCAGAGUCUGAGCUGGAACGCCAGCGGCGAUUUGCUCGUCACCACCUCGCGUGACAAGACGAUCCGUGUGUGGGAUGUUCGUCAGGAAAAGCCUGUCCAUGAGGCUCAGGGCCACCACGGCGCCAAGAACAGCAGAGCCGUCUGGAUGGGAGAGCAUAACCGUUUCGCCACCACUGGUUUCUCAAAGAUGAGCGAGCGCCAGAUCGCCCUCUGGGAGCCUGGAAGGAGCGAGCCCAUUGGUGGAUUCACCAUGAUUGAUUCCAUCUCUGGUGUUUGCAUGCCCUUCUGGGACGAAGGCUCCAACUGUCUUUACCUUGCUGGUAAGGGCGAUGGUAACAUCCGCUACUACGAAUAUGAAAACGACAAGUUCGAGUACUUGAGCGAGUACAAGUCGGCCGAUCCUCAGCGCGGUAUGGCUUUCCUGCCCCGCCGUGGCAUCAACGUCCACGACAACGAAGUCAUGCGAGCCUACAAGACCAUCAACGAUACGUACAUUGAGCCCAUCUCUUUCACCGUGCCCCGCCGAGCCGAAACUUUCCAGGCCGAUAUCUUCCCUCCUGCUAUUGGUACCAAGCCAGUAUGCGGAUCCAAGGAUUGGUUCAAUGGCAAGACUGGCAUCCCGGCCAAGAUUGACUUUGCGAGCAUCUACGACGGUAACGCCCCGAAGGAAGUUGCUUCGGAAUACAAGCCUCAGUCUGUCGUCUCUUCUCCGGUCAAGGCUACACCUGCUCCUAAGGAGGAGCCAAAGAAGGAGGAGCCUAAGCCCGUUGCCACCCGUGGCCCAGUGCCGUCGAUGAAGGACCAAAAGUCGUCCAUUUCCAACCUUGCUAGCAAGUUCCAAGAUGACGAGGAGGACGAAGACGAAGGAGAUGACGACGAGACGUCGAGCUUUGAAGAAAUCUCGCGCCCGGCCCAAAGAACAUUCCAGCCUAACCCCAAGGCACCUGUGGCCUCACAACCUAGAACCCCCGCCUUUGCCACAAGGCAGAGUGCUCCCAUCACCGCUGGCCCAUAUCCCGAUACUCCUGCUGCCUCUUCCACCCCUGUCUCGAAGACCGCUCCCUCGACUGCAUCCUCGGGUAGCGUUGAGGCUUCCCUGGAGCAGAUCAAGGCUCUCAUCGAAACCCAGACCAAGGUCAUCACCGCGCAGAACGAAAAGAUUGCGCAGCUGGCCAGUGAAGUCGAAUCCCUCAAGCGAAAGAUUGGCUCGGGAUCCCAAGAUCAGAGUGAACGUAUCCGCCAGCUCGAGCUGGAAUUGGAGCAAGCGCGUUCUUAAAAUUAUGAAAUUCAGGAAAUCAUCGACAUGGGGAGGUUACUUGGGGACACUAGAAGCUUUGCAGGUAGAACAGAAAAAACGCUGCCCAUGUUGACCGACGCCACCCCUGGAGGUGGGUAUAAGGCAAUGGUAUACAAUGGGCAGCCUGUAUGAUUGUGACGGCUGUGAGGGGGUUUCUUUAUUUUUUUAGUUUAUGCAGCUCUUUCAAUAUAGCGACCUUGGAACACACUUGACUAAAAACGCGACCACCUUAACCGGACUACGUCGAAACGGGUCCUUAUGCGGACUGUGUAUGUUGCCUCUUUGGGAUGCACAGCGUCGUAGUAGGAUAACUAAAAUUAUAUACAACUUUCAUAUAAAUACAAGUCAGUUGAUUUUUUCUGGGCCCAUUUUUCAACCCCCAUUAGGCAAUUUACACAGGGAGUUUAGGGAGAACGCACAGGGCCGUUAAGGUAAACCGCUCGUGUCUUGAAGUGGUGUCGCUUGUCUGCGUGCCAGCUACCCUACACAUUCUAGACGCGCGUAGCAAAUAGUCGUCUACUUGAUAAAGGCUUUGAAAUACCUUUUAGCAUAAUUAUAUGGUGUUUUGAAUGACUAAUUCGUAUGAUUAUUGCGUUUAAUGGCUGAAAUGUGGUCAUUAUAUCCAUCAGUUCUCAAAUCGCCACUCAACGGGCAGCGAAUCGUACGGUAGGGAGUGAGCGUGUUCUUCUUAAUCGACGUGAUUAUGUUAUCAACUCUCCAAAGACAGUAUAUAAUCAUACAAGGUAAAUUUGAUAGACGAAAGAAAAAAUCGUCGACUUGUUC